AUGCAUUACAAUGGCGCCAUGAAAAAGUUGACAGGAGUCAACGUAUGCUCGGUAGUUUCGAGCACUGUGGAGAUGGAUGCCUAUUUCGGUUUCGAGAGCUGUCGGAGAAUGGCAUACUGCUCAUUCUUCAGUGUAAUCAACAUGAAAGAUACAACGACGGCUUGUAUGAAGAGGCCGGCUGUGCGAGAGCGAGGAGCCGAGAAGGUGUGGGUAAAGGUCAAAAGAGAACCUUCGGGGAUGGUUCAACUAUCUUAUGUGCUCUUAAUGGUGCAUGCAUGCAGGACUUCAUGUUGGAAAGAAAAGGCUAUUCGCCGCGACAUCGAGGUUAUUACAAAGAUCACCGGGCAGGCUCUUACUGAGCGAUGUCAUUCUGUGUCUUUGCUAACUUCCCAGGAACGGGGCAGACAAGCGUAUCUCGCUCGAUGUUGCAGACUACAUCUGAACCUGACAUCGCGGACUGCCUACGUCCAGAUGCCUGACGUCGACAUCACUGUCAAGGCGAGACGGAGUAUCCCCCAGAUUUGCCAUCCCCAUCCGAAGCCCCCUUCGCCAUUUUACUCCCCUCUGGCUGUUUUUCACAGCCAAGAUAAACGAUGUGCUGGCGGUGUAAUUUUGACGGCGGAGCCGGCUACGGGGGUUACGGAGAGUUACAAGUUGCGGAAAGACGAAACGCAAUUUGUAAAAAUUAGCUUGCGAAAAGGUCCGAAGAACAGUGAAUUUCUGAAAGGAUUAGACCUUUUCCUCAGAACAAACAUGGAACUUCGAUGUCACUUCUUGUUGUCGGGAAGGGCAGUCUGUUAUAUCCCACAACACCUUUCAAAGCCCAGCGAUGCCAGGGCCUGUCCUUUAUUCGCCUUUCACCGGCAGUCUGUCGCUUUCUGUAUACAAGGCCAUGCGCAAGAGUGGAGUGUUCGGAAUAGCUUGCCUUUUUCGCAGUUCGUUCAGUACUUUCAAUAUGUCGCAACGUGUCGUUUGCCGACAGAUGGAGAAACCGGAUGGCGAUGCGUCAUCGUUAUACUUCUCCCGAGUUUCCAUAUCAGCACUCGCAUUUUGAAAUUGCCAAGGAAUUCAUCUGCACCCGGUUCCCCUAACACGUCUCAUUGCUACUGUUACCGAGCCGAGCACUAUGGUAUGGCUCAUGAAAGUCGCCUCGAUCUCAACCCAGAUGUAUAA
Guyanagaster necrorhizus is the source of this 1173-nucleotide messenger RNA. RefSeq lists its product as uncharacterized. NCBI's taxonomy places the organism in Eukaryota, Fungi, Basidiomycota, Agaricomycetes, Agaricales, Physalacriaceae. The transcript is spliced from 9 exons. The record is from RefSeq and is a predicted model, not a curated record. The coding region runs from base 1 to 1173 and encodes 390 amino acids.